AUGGCUACUGUCGCCCAACUUGAUUACAGUUUGAUUCUUGAGUGUCUCUUUUUUUUCCCCCCCCUCCAGUAUUCUCAAAAAGAGGACAAAUAUGAAGAGGAGAUCAAGAUUUUGACUGACAAACUCAAGGAGGCCGAGACCCGUGCCGAGUUUGCCGAGAGAUCGGUCGCCAAAUUGGAGAAGACCAUCGAUGACUUGGAAGAUAAGCUGAAAUGUACCAAAGAGGAGCAUCUCUGCACGCAAAGGAUGUUGGACCAGACCCUCCUUGAUCUGAACGACAUGUAAAAAAAAAAAGACCCGAGGCAACGGCAGCCCCCUCCCACCCUUUCUCUUCAACCUACGCCCCCCCCCCCCCCGAGCAGCCAUUCUCCACGCGGGUUCAACUCUGUUCGUUUUGUUUUUUUCUCCCAAGGGAAAAAAAUGAUAACAACCAGAAAGUUGACCUCUAACCCUCCCAAGGGGGAAAAAAAGUCAUAAAUUACAUUCUUGAUAUUUGGGGGGACCAAUUUAGUUUUAAAAAAAAAAACACCUCUGCUGUGUUUUUCUUUUUUUUUUUUCUUCCUUGCCCACCGAGACAUUCCUUAAAUUUUCAGCCGGAAGGAAGGAAAAAGAGGCAGCCCCCAUUGGAAGAAUUUAAAGGGAGCGAGCGACUGGAAGGCGUGAAAUUUAAGGCGUUGAAAUUAUUACGUGGCCGAUGUGUGUUUCAGGUUAACGCCCCCCCCCCCCAAUCACAAAGUAUUUUCACCCCUCAGUGGCCGACCCCCGAAAGCAUGCAGCUUUUAAAUCAAUGUACUGUUUUGUUUGCCCUUCUGAAUCGGAUGAGCCUCCCCCCACGAUCCGAUGGAGCGGUCGAUCGAAUGAAUAAUCCGAAAUCCCAUCGUUGGUCCGAAACAACCAGCAAAAGCUUUUGCGGUGUCCACUAACGGGGGACUAACGUUCGCUUCCGCAAGGAAAAAGCCUUUCCUCUUGCCUCUCCCCUUUUUCCCAUUUUUUUUUUUGGGGGGGGGAUAUUUAAAUUCGGCUUUUUAAGGAAAUAAGUUGGGCUGAGGUUUGUGCUUUGUCCGCUGCUGUUUUAAUCCGUGUUUUUAUAACCUUUUUCCAGCUGUGGGGGGGGGAAGAGCACUGUGUUUAAAAAUAAGAAAAGAAAAACAUAAUCGGGGCUCCGUGCGUGGUUUUUUUUUUAAUUUAAAGUUUCCUUUUCUUUAAACCCAUAUAAAUCGUUCUUAAGCUCCUUCGCUCUUUUCUUUCCUGCAUUUUUUUCUGACACUUCG
Thamnophis elegans (Western terrestrial garter snake) is the source of this 1271-nucleotide messenger RNA. Its product is annotated as tropomyosin alpha-3 chain-like. The record is from RefSeq and is a predicted model, not a curated record. Gene Ontology annotation, molecular function: actin filament binding. Lineage: Eukaryota; Metazoa; Chordata; Lepidosauria; Squamata; Natricidae. The transcript is spliced from 3 exons. Bases 1 to 285 code for a protein of 94 amino acids. Gene Ontology annotation, cellular component: actin filament. Gene Ontology annotation, biological process: muscle contraction; actin filament organization.